Molecule: messenger RNA, 1905 nt
Organism: Fraxinus pennsylvanica
Lineage: Eukaryota; Viridiplantae; Streptophyta; Magnoliopsida; Lamiales; Oleaceae
Source: the annotation of a GenBank genome assembly
AUGGGAUUGAAGUUAUUGUCAAUUUCGGCGGGAUGUACCAUUUUAAACCUUGUAAGCCUCCAAUAUUGGAUGCAAAUGUCACUUGAGAAUUAUAAGUCAGAUGGUUUGAUUGUUGAGGAUCUUAUUAAUUCCGAGAAUGCAAGCCAUGCCGUGGAGCUGCUUUUGGGCUCAUUCACCACUCUUGCAUUGGUGGCCGGUUUAGCACUUAAUGUAUUUAUCUUGCUUAUUUUAUGUCUCAAGACGAUAUUCUUUUCAGAGUUGUACUCUUCUGAAAUUCGAAAAUUAUUAGAACGUCUCAUCAAUUACAUCAUCUACAAGGGAACAUUUCUUCCGUUAGUGGUCCCCCCAACAAUAUUUCAGGCAGGCUUGUGGUCAACUUGGUUGGGCGUGGUUUGUUUCUUAAAGAUGUUUCAAGCUUUAGCUAGGGAUCGACUUGAACGUUUAAAUGCUUCUCCUUCUGCAACUCCAUGGACAUACUUCCGUGUAUAUUCUGCAUUGUUGCUGGUUUUCUCUGUUGACUUGCUCUGGAUGUGGCUAUGUUUUACCAUGUACAGUGCAACUAGUUCAUCAGUGUCUUUGUUGUUAUUUUUUGAACCUACUAGCAUUGCAUUUGAGACACUACAGGCCAUGGUGGUUCAUGGAUUUCAGUUGCUUGAGAUAUGGCUGCAUCACUCUGCAGGAGAUAUUGCAAAUUACCGAUUAUCUAAAAUCUUCGAUAUAUCCCCUGCAGGUUCAUUGUGGGAAUGGAAAGGCAUCAUUAUUCGAAAUUUGGGGUUUUUCCUGGACAUGAUGACACUGUUGAUGGCCAUUGCUCAUUAUCUGCAUAUUUGGUUGCUUCAUGGCAUGGCAUUUCAUCUUGUGGAUGCUGUCCUUUUCCUGAACAUUCGGGCCCUUUUAAGUGCAUGCGUAAAACGUGCCAAAGGUUUCAUCAAAUUGCGGAUGGCUUUGGGGACCCUUCAUGGAGCACUUCCUGAUGCUACACCUGAGGAGCUUCGAGCAUAUGAUGAUGAGUGUGCCAUUUGCAGGGAACCAAUGGCAAAAGCUAAGAAGCUGUCCUGUAAUCAUCUUUUUCAUCUUUCAUGCUUGAGAUCUUGGCUAGAUCAAGGUUUAACUGAGAAUUACUCUUGCCCCACUUGUCGGAAGCCACUUUUUAUGAGCCAACCUGAAAAUGGGGUAAACGCCCGUGCUGCAGAAAUUUCAAGAGAUGAGCAGCUUGCUCGUGAAAUGAGUGCUGUACUUGAGCGGCCAAAUCUUCCUAGUCAUAACCUGCCCUCUGGAGUCUUCCCUAAUCAGCCACAGAAUUCAGAAAAUGGUGAUCGGAGGAGGACUGGAAUGGAAUCAAGUUGGUUGGGUUUAGAUGGAGCAGGCCCAUCUGGAUUUGGUCGAGUUCAGAUGGUAAUGAGGCAACUUGCAGCCGUAGGAGAAACUGCCCUUGAAGAUGCUGCAUGGGGAUUUUUUCCUCCAAAUCCCUCCCAGGCUGGUACAUCCAGGAUGGGUGCCCCUCCUCCUGGUCCUCUGCGGUAUGCUGGAGGUUCUGGUGGUUUAAGUAUGAGAUCACCAUCACAUGCAUCGAAUGAUGAUGAUAUAGCAAAUAUGCUUGCCAUGGCUGAAACAGUUCGGGAAGUACUGCCCCACAUCCCUGAUGAUCUAAUCUUUCGGGAUCUACAGCGGACAAAUUCUGUGAUGGCUGUGUGUGAAUCGGAUUCAUCAACUGAUGGCUUCACGGCCAAGUUUUUCGAGGCGAUCAUAGAAGAAAAGGCGCUGGAGAAGACACAGAAGAAGAUGAGAAUUUUGGUCAUUGGAAAGUAUUGUGGAAUGCUGGCUUGUGGGAUGAUUCUUGGGGCCGUUUGCAUGGUACAGUAUGAUUUUGUUGAACAAAAUUUAGGUUUUCUUCCUCCUACAUAG